This is a messenger RNA of Fonsecaea nubica, 1659 nucleotides long. RefSeq lists its product as hypothetical. Gene Ontology annotation, molecular function: DNA-binding transcription factor activity, RNA polymerase II-specific; zinc ion binding; transcription cis-regulatory region binding. The transcript is spliced from 2 exons. Gene Ontology annotation, biological process: positive regulation of transcription by RNA polymerase II. Gene Ontology annotation, cellular component: nucleus. Lineage: Eukaryota; Fungi; Ascomycota; Eurotiomycetes; Chaetothyriales; Herpotrichiellaceae. The record is from RefSeq and is a predicted model, not a curated record. The coding region runs from base 1 to 1659 and encodes 552 amino acids.
AUGGCUCGACUACAACGCGCAGGAGGUGGAUGUUUGACCUGUAAACGGAGGAAAAAGAAAUGCGAUCUGGGGAUCCCUUCAUGCGAGAACUGUGUCCGUCUGCAGAUCGCAUGCGGAGGGUACAAGCCACGACUUCUCUGGGAAGAUGACCCUGUACGACAAGGUAUUAGGCGCAGAGGCCCUUCCUCGUCCCGCAGAGCUCAUCUACACAGCAAUAUUGGGCACCGUGACCAAGAGGCUCCGACGGCAAAUACCGACGAACAGAACGAAGAGGCAGGCGUGUUGGUCCUAGACCUCGUGAAUUGCACGUCACUCACACUGCCUCAACGCAAGCAAUUUCGACUUGCUCCUAGUUGGCAACGUCCUGCUACAAUACCGCAUCAUCCCCCGGCCACAAUCGCAAACUCCUUUCUCGAGCAUGUCCUCUGGGACCAUUACAUUAAUUGCUUUGCAAGAACAUAUCCCACGCACUCAGAGACAGACAACCCGUUCCUGUCAUGUCUCGCUCCUGCUGCGAUCGAGUAUGAGCCCGUUCGUUGGAUUCUGAUGGCGAUUGCAGGACUGCAUGCCAAGUCAAGGAAUCUUCCGUAUUUGGACCAUGAGAUCUCUCAUCUGCGACUUCGGGCGUUGAAGGCCUGCCCUCAGAUUUCGAGCAGGACCCGGAGACUUGACACCCUAAAAUCAAACCCAGAGAAUGACAGCAUUUUGUUCCAGAUUACAAAAGUGGAGGCUGACGAUCUAUGCCUUGUCACUACCGCAGCGUUGCUGGCCGUUUUUGGAAAGCUGUCCGGAGAAGUCUAUGACAACAUACAACCCUAUCUAGAGUUUGCACAAGAGUUUUUGUGCCGUGGAGGCACUGCACGAAAUCAUGAAGUGCCGUCUACAACACCGCUUCACCUAUUUCUUCACGACCUUGUUUCUUACAACCAACUCCUGGCGCUGGUGGCUGACACAAGGUUGACCUCGCCGUCCGGUAACAGUCUUGAGGAGACCACAUUCGUAAACUUGUCCCACCGGUCAAAUCCAAACUUCGCGGAUCUACUCUACCGUAUCAGCGAAAAUGUCCAGCAUGUCUCAACGCUUGACAUCGAUUGCUGGGAUGGGAAAUUGGACUUCCUCCCAAGCUUCAGCAUGAAAAGGAAAGCUACAGAACAUGAUGAAAGCGCCAAUGCCUGGCUCGUACAAGAGCCCUCGUGCUCUACAAUUGGCGUCGAUGAUGGUGCAAAGAAAGACGAAGAAUUCGUCAUAGGAGAAAUCUACCGCCUCGCGAGCCGAAUCUACUUCUUCAAGCAACUUAGGGACCGUGAUGGCCUCCCAGAAACUACGACUACCCUUGCAUACCCACCAUUCAUGGCCCAUAGACAGAUCAAAAGGCACGUGAAGCGGGCCAUGGGACUCUUUCGCUUGCUACCUGAUGAUUCGCAAUUCAACACAGCCAUAUUACUGCCUCUUGGAAUAAUUGCCCCUCAGCUUACUUCCCGACAAGACCAGGCAUUCGUCAUUGAGAAACUGAAAAUGCUUAAAAAGACACAGUGCUUUGAUGUCUUUCGAGUGUUCAGCCAAGAUCUUCAGCGUGAAUGGGCACUUACCCAGCACUCUUAUCGGUCAGCCUUUCUCACGACGAACGAACUUGAAAAACCGGUGAGGUUACUAGGUUGA